GGAGGGAGGGAGGGAGAGAGGGCGGCCGCCCUCCGCGCCCGGGCGGAGCCGCCUUUCCCUUUCCCUGGCCGCCGAGCCCCGGGCGCGCUGUGCUGCGGGGGCGGGCGAUGGCCGCGCCGGGCAGCGGCGGGCGCUGCGCCGGGAACCGGAGGAGCGCCUCAGCUUCCUAGAAGUCGAGGAGCCCAGAAAUAGUUGCUGGGGUGAAGGCGAGAGAAGCUUGGUUUCGUUCCCGAGGUCCUCGCGGCGCGGUGAAGCCGGUGGCUGCGCCGAUAACAUGAUGGAAUUCAGAUUUUCUCAAGAAAAACUGCGGAUCUUGGACCAGUACUGUUGACGAGACCUCCUGAUUGCAACACCCAGAGCAGGGUCCUGUAACGAAUUUGUCACAAGAAACAUACAAUGGAUCUCAAAGAGAGCUGUCCAAGCGUUAGCAUUCCCAGCUCUGAUGAACACAGAGAGAAGAAAAAGAGAUUUACUGUUUACAAGGUGUUGGUCUCUGUUGGCAGAAAUGAGUGGUUUGUCUUUCGACGGUAUGCAGAGUUUGAUAAACUCUACAAUACGCUAAAGAAGCAAUUUCCCACCAUGAACCUGAAGAUUCCAGCUAAAAGAAUAUUUGGAGAUAAUUUUGAUCCUGAUUUUAUUAAACAGAGAAGAGCAGGACUGAAUGAAUUCAUUCAAAAUUUAGUUAGACAGCCAGAGCUAUGCAACCACCCAGAUGUCAGAGCAUUUCUUCAGAUGGAUAACCCAAAACACCAGUCAGAUCCAUCUGAAGAUGAAGAUGAAAGGAGCAGUCGGAAGUUAAACUCUACCUCACAGAAUAUCAACUUGGGACCAUCUGGAAAUCCUCAUGCUAAACCAACAGACUUUGAUUUCCUGAAAGUUAUUGGGAAAGGCAGCUUUGGCAAGGUUCUUCUUGCAAAACGAAAACUGGAUGGGAAAUACUAUGCUGUCAAAGUGUUGCAGAAAAAAAUUGUUCUCAAUAGGAAAGAGCAAAAACAUAUUAUGGCUGAACGUAAUGUGCUUUUGAAAAAUGUGAAACAUCCAUUUUUGGUUGGACUACAUUACUCAUUCCAAACAACAGAAAAGCUUUACUUUGUCCUGGAUUUUGUUAAUGGAGGAGAGCUGUUCUUUCACUUACAAAGAGAACGUUCCUUUCCUGAGCACAGAGCCAGAUUUUAUGCUGCUGAAAUAGCCAGUGCACUGGGCUACUUACACUCCAUAAAUAUAGUAUACAGGGAUUUAAAACCAGAAAACAUUCUCCUAGAUUCACUAGGUCAUGUUGUCCUGACAGACUUUGGACUUUGUAAAGAAGGGAUUGCAACUUCUGAUACCACUGCAACUUUCUGUGGGACCCCAGAAUAUCUUGCACCAGAAGUCAUUAAAAAGCAGCCCUAUGACAACACAGUAGACUGGUGGUGCCUUGGUGCAGUUCUUUAUGAGAUGCUUUAUGGGUUGCCUCCUUUUUACUGCCGUGAUGUUGCUGAGAUGUACGAUAAUAUUCUUCAUAAGCCCCUGGUUUUGCGCCCAGGAAUCAGUCUUACAGCCUGGUCUAUCCUGGAAGAACUUUUGGAGAAAGAUCGGCAAAGCAGACUUGGAGCAAAGGAAGACUUUCUUGAAAUUCAAAAGCACCCGUUCUUUGAAUCUCUCAGCUGGACUGAUCUUCUUCAGAAGAAGAUUCCACCACCAUUUAAUCCUAAUGUGGUUGGACCGGACGAUAUUGGGAAUUUUGAUGCAGUAUUCACAGAAGAAAUGGUCCCAUACUCUGUUUGUGUUUCUUCUGACUACAACAUUGUUAAUGCCAGUGUCCUAGAGGCAGAUGAUGCAUUUGUUGGAUUUUCUUAUGCACCACCUUCUGAAGAUGGAUUUUCCUAGGAACUUAGAAGUGAAGAGUGUUUUGGAAGUCUUGGGUUGAACUGAAAUGUUAGGCUUAUGGACACAUUCCAAAAUAGCGUAAAUAGUGCCUCAUCUUGUAUAUAGGUUUGAAACCUAUGAACAAACUUUUUCUGCUGUACAGGAGGAAUUUGGGCAUUUUGGAUGGCUUUCUUUAGGAUUUGAACUGUUUGUUCCUGCUGCAGAAAGUAUUUUUUAAAACCUUUAAAAAGCAUUCUCUAUGUAUUUUUUAAGCAAAAAUACUGACUGUUCUCCUCAAUCCCUUUGAGUUUACAUUCAUACCUAUCUAAUUUGUUGGCAAAAACAGCAGCAAAUUUAGUAAAUUUAUAAAUGCUUUUGUACUUAUUUACAGUGAAUUUGUGCUUGAAUUGUAACUAUGCAAAAUGUCUUUUGUAUAUUCUGGUUUAAAAAAAGGUAAAUGUUUUCCCUGUUACCAGUUUGGAAUAUGUGUUAAUUUACCUGUCAGCACUUAAAUAAGUUAAGGACCAAGAUUCUUAAAGGACUUCUGCAGAAGGAAAACUUGAUCACAUAAAACUGGAUUGUUGCUCUUGUACUUGCUGAAGUACCCAUUGACUCAACUGGAUUAUCUGAGGUAUGGGGGAUUACUCAAAGCAAGAACAGAACAAAUUAACUGGAUUGAUUUGAUAACAUUACGUAUUACGUGUUCUACUUUUCUUUCUUCCCUGAGCUAAGUAUGUCUAUAUUUCAACUACAUUAAAAAUAUUUUUGGUUAAAGCUCUGCUUCUCCAAAGAUCUAAUAUGCAAUAAUCAUGGUUACUUUAAAAGUAAGUCAAUUAGCUUUGACAUUUUAGGGGUGGGUGGUGAGAUGAUCGUGCCAAAUAUUAGGGAUUUCUCUCACAUAUUGGUAGUUUAAAACACUUUUAUGUUCCAAAUUGAUUGUAUUUCAGUGUUCAUAGCUACUUGUCUUUGUGUUUCAGUUUGCACCAUUUUUAAAUCUUCACUUGAUAUUGGGGGAAAAAUGUAAAUUACACUGAUAAUAUUAAGAAUGUGAAAGCUAUUGUAUUUCUCAUAACAUACACAUGUAUGGACAAACAUAAUUCUGAACAAUUUCUGUUUAAGGAAAUUUUUUUAAACUGCAAAAAUUGACUGCAGUUACAGUGUAUAAAAGGCAUAUAAUGGUAGUAGUUUUAUUAUAUAUAUUACUUGUAAAUAACAACUUAUUUUUGUCUGUUACUCCAAAAAUGUUCAGUGUUUUUUAUGCAUAAAUAGAUGCAGUUAAAUGCCUUGAUUUGAGAGAAAUCUGCUAAGAUACUGAUACAUCAAAUAUGUAACAUUCAUUCAAUUUUAAGUAAAUUGAAUGAAUGUUACAUAAAUUUCAGUAUCUAAGGCACCUUUUAUUUUUGGCAAAAUAAGCAGCUAAAAUAAAUAGACUUUAUACUGUGUCAAGAUCUGAUAAGAAUUAAGAACCUAGGGGGAGAGAGUGUAUCAAAUCAUAAUUCUUUUACAAUAAAUGUAUCAAAACAUUAGAAGAGCUGAAAGUAAAACAGGAUUCCUUGCUUACCUUAAGGUUACCUCAAGGAAAUCAGGAGUAUGUCCUAGAGUAGUGUCCUACAUAGUGGUUAAGUGAUGCUUAGCAGCUGCUACAUGAGGUUUUGGAAAGAGUGAUUGGGUCAAAAGUAAGAAUUUACAUUGGCAGGGGAGGAAGGAACUGUAUCAUUUGUAGGAGCAGAAUGGUGGCAUGGCACUCAUUUUCCAUAGUUCUCUUCUGCAAGAGUUGAAAAAAGCUGUUCAGGACAACCAACAGCUACAUGAAUAGUUUCCUGGGCAUUAAUAUAAUGGGGAAGUAACAGCCCUGAGGUUUUUAGUUUGAGGGCGGAGGAUUGUUGGUUGUUUUGGUUUUUGAGUUUUUGUGUUGGUUUGGUUGAUUGGUUGGUUGGUUUUUUGUUUGGUUUUUUUUUGUGUUCUGGUUUUGUUUUUUUUUUAACAUGGCUUGCUAAUGGACUGGGAAAUAAAUUGGUGGUAUGAAAGGAAGUAUCCAUUCUCAUACUGAAUUUUUAGUCUGUGUGCUCCUGAAGUUAUUGUGUAAUUAUGUGGCUACUGUAACUAUCUUCUCUUUGAGGCAAGGAGGCACAGUGCUGUAGAGGGAUGGGAAGGAGAGGGAAUAUUUCAGAAAUUGUUGUGGGAACUAGCACUCUUUAAAUUUUUUGUCUUGAAUUCCAAGACAUUCAUACAUAGCUGCCUGACUGGAUGAGAGGUUUUUUGUGUCAGAAUUCAGGGGUUCUUUCCUUUAAAAAAACAGUGUGACAGUUGAAGUUAUUUCUGGGAGAGCAGCUUAAUAAUUGUUUAUUAAGCUUUUUCCUUCGGCAGAGUCUGCCUUUUUGGCAAAGUGUGAAUGUGUUCAGCACAUGACUUGAAGUACUCAAGUUCUUUAAGCUAAAGGUUAACAGACUGUACAUCAAGCAAUAAAGCAUCGUAGUAUUUCUGUACCCAGUA
This is a messenger RNA of Lonchura striata (white-rumped munia), 4341 nucleotides long. It is a transcript of the gene SGK3, whose product is annotated as serum/glucocorticoid regulated kinase family member 3. Gene Ontology annotation, biological process: protein phosphorylation. The record is from RefSeq and is a predicted model, not a curated record. Lineage: Eukaryota; Metazoa; Chordata; Aves; Passeriformes; Estrildidae. Gene Ontology annotation, molecular function: protein serine/threonine kinase activity; phosphatidylinositol binding; ATP binding.